AGCCGGCCUCCCUGCAGCCCAUGCCUGCCAUGCUCGCCACCAAGGCAGUGGGCCAGGCAGUGGCACAUUGCCCCCGGCUCUCCACUUGCAGCGGCAGCAGGUCCAACCGGUUUAGAGUGCAGCCGCUGCGCCACGGCCCCCCUCAGCUGCAAGCCCCACGGUCUUCAGCCCCACGCUGCCGGCCCGCAUCGGUGCGUACUGCAGCCAUGGCGGCGAGCACAGAGACCAAGAGUGUCUCGGGCACCAUGGCGGAGCUGAAGAAGCAGGGCAAGGUGGCGUUCAUCCCCUUCCUCGUGGCUUGCGACCCGGAUGCGGCCACCACCGUCAAGGCGCUGCAGAAGCUAGACGAGCUGGGCGCCGACGUGAUUGAGAUGGGCUUCCCUUACUCCGACCCACUGGCUGACGGUCCCACCAUCCAGGCCGCCGCCACCCGCGCGCUGCAAAAGGGCACGACCAUGGACAAGGUGCUGGAUGUGGUGCGGCAGGCCAGCGCCACCAUCCGGGCACCCAUCGUCAUGUUCACUUACUACAAUCCCAUCAUGGCCCGCGGCCUGGACAAGUUCUGCCGCCAGGCCAAGGAGGCCGGCGCGUCGGGCCUGCUGGUGCCUGACAUCCCUCUGGAGGAGACGCCCGAGAUCCGUGCCGUGGCCUCCCAGCACGGCCUGGAGCUGGUGCUGCUGACCACGCCCACCACGCCGCAGCCACGCAUGCGCGCCAUCGCCGAGAGCUCUCAGGGCUUUGUCUACCUGGUGUCGCUCACCGGCGUGACGGGCAUGCGCGGCAGCAUGGAGUCGCGGGUGGAGGGCCUCAUCAAGCAGCUGCAGUCGGUGACGGACAAGUCGGUCUGCGUGGGCUUUGGCGUGUCAGGGCCGGAGCAGGCACAGCAGAUCAAGGCGUGGGGCGCGGAGGGCGUCAUCUGCGGCAGCGCGCUGGUCAAGGCGCUCGGCGAGUCUGGCUCGCCAGACGAGGGAUUGAAGCGGAUGGCCGAGCUUGCCAGCAGCCUGCGUGCGGUCAUCUGAGCCGCCCUGCCAUUUCAUUCUGCCCGGCCAGCCUUUGAUGUAACCUCCCCAGCC
Chlorella variabilis is the source of this 1073-nucleotide messenger RNA. RefSeq lists its product as hypothetical. NCBI's taxonomy places the organism in Eukaryota, Viridiplantae, Chlorophyta, Trebouxiophyceae, Chlorellales, Chlorellaceae. The transcript has 8 exons. Gene Ontology annotation, biological process: L-tryptophan biosynthetic process. Gene Ontology annotation, molecular function: tryptophan synthase activity. The record is from RefSeq and is a predicted model, not a curated record. Bases 207 to 1019 code for a protein of 270 amino acids. Gene Ontology annotation, cellular component: cytosol; chloroplast.